AUGGCGCAAGCUGCUGCUUCUGAAUCCGGCAAGAGUGGCACCAAAACCCCCACCUCAGCGGCCGACGAAGCUGAGCCCAAAAGCUACAGCGACCUCCUCUCCACUCUCCCCGCAAGAGGAGGGUGGGUGUCGCUCGUCCAGUACCAGAACUACUGGCUGAACCCCGGCAGGCUCCAGCACAUCAUCCCCGUCAAGGAGCUCUACAAGCCUCGCGCCGACGACAUCAUCCUCGCCACCUACCUCAAAUGCGGGACCACGUGGCUGAAGGCGCUCGCCUUCGCCAUCACGACCCGCGGCCGCCACCACCACGCCGGCGCCUUCGCCGCCGACGAUGGCGGCGACCACCCUCUGCUCACCGUGCACCCGCAGGAGGCCGUGCCGCACCUGGAGGUGCACACCCCGGGGCAAGGCCUGGCGGACAUCGAGAUGCUGCAGUCCCCGCGGCUGCUCGGGACGCACCUGCCCCUCUCCCUGCUCCCGCCGGCCGUCGUGGCCACCUCCGGCUCCGGCUGCCGCGUCGUGUACCUGUGCCGGCAGCCCAAGGACGUGUUCGUCUCGCUGUGGCACUUUGUGAUGGACAUGCGCGGGGGGAGGUCCCCCGUGGAGAUGGACGCCGCGCUGAGCAUGUUCUGCGAGGGCGUCUCGCCUUUCGGCCCCGUCUGGGAGCACUACCUCGAGUACUGGAAGGAGAGCCUGGCGAGGCCUGAGCAGGUCCUCUUCAUGAGGUAUGAGGAGAUGGUGGCGGACCCGGUGAGAGCCGUGAAGACGCUCGCCGGCUUCUUUGCCGUGCCGUUCACCGAGGAGGAAGAGAGAGCAGGGGUCCCGGAGGAGAUAGUGAGGCUGUGUAGCUUCGAGACGCUGAGCGGCUUGGAAAGCAACCGGACGGGAGAUCUUGAUUGUGGAGACAACACGGUCAUUGGGAAGUCUACGUUCUUCAGGAAAGGCAAGGUUGGGGACUGGGAGAACCACAUGACCAAAGAGAUGGGCAAGAAGGUCGACGACGUUUUUGAAGAGAAGCUCAAGGGGUCUGGUCUCGUGUUUUGA
This is a messenger RNA of Miscanthus lutarioriparius, 1044 nucleotides long. The record is from the annotation of a GenBank genome assembly. NCBI's taxonomy places the organism in Eukaryota, Viridiplantae, Streptophyta, Magnoliopsida, Poales, Poaceae.